Messenger RNA from Botrytis cinerea B05.10, 6060 nucleotides. RefSeq lists its product as hypothetical. The record is from RefSeq and is a predicted model, not a curated record. The coding region runs from base 741 to 5300 and encodes 1519 amino acids. NCBI's taxonomy places the organism in Eukaryota, Fungi, Ascomycota, Leotiomycetes, Helotiales, Sclerotiniaceae. The transcript is spliced from 5 exons.
GGGUUAAUUUCGUUAGAUACGUGAUUAAAUACGGUGGGUCCAUGUAAAUCGGCCGCAGGGGCAAGUCCCCUCUAAAAUUUAACUGCUCUCUUCUAGAAGUCAACAAGCUCAAUGCCUUCAAUUUCCCUCUCUGGUCCCUGAAAUUCUCACCAACUUGCAUUGAUCAGUUCUUAUUUUAGCAUUGCACAUCAUUUUCUGAUACUUACUUUCCUUUACUCAAACUUCAUAAAUCACUCUAUUAAUUGUUUGAGAUACCCAAGAGGAAUUGGGAGAGAGAGAGAGAGAGAGAUAGGGAAAGAUAAAGAUCCAGGUCAGUUAUUUUUGAUAGCCAAUCCAACCCCGAAUAGAAGCCCAAAUCGCACAUUCAUCCAUUGGAGCGCUGGAGUUUGCGCAAUUGGAGAACGCCAUGGCAAGAUAGCUGUGUUCCGUAUUGCGCUGCGAUUGAACACGUCGUAAGUCUCGGAUCACAUUGAGGGUUUUGGUGUACCUAUCUGUCCGGCAGAUUCAAACUUUUGCGCCACCAAGUGAGAUUUGGCUCUUUCCAUUGCUCACUGAUAUGUUACAUGUCGCGCUGUUUGGUGGAGUACAUAUGCACAUGUGAGGCUAGGAAAAUUGGGUUGGGGAAAUGGUCGUUGAUGAAUCAUACAUGAGUAUCGCUGACUGAUUACGAUUUUUACAACUAUAGUCGCAAAUAUUAGUCCCUCGUUAUACAAUCUCCUCCUUCCUCGAUUAUUGUCAAUAUGGCGGACGUUGAGAGCCCAGUUAUUCCCCAAGAGACUUUCAAGUCAGAAGAAUCAUCUCUGGAUACAUUAGAUGAUACUCCUGUUACCCCUGUCGAAGCUUCCGUUGAGGGCACCGCAGAUGCUGUACCAGAGGAAACUACCGGAGCAGGAUCGGAAGUAGAUACUGAGACAGAGAAGGAAUCUGUCAAGAGCAACGAUGCAGGCAAGACCGCAACAGGAGCUGUAGGUGGCGUGAAGAAGGAAAAUGUACUUCCCAAAAGAGCUGGCUCAUCUGCGGCACCAAGACGUCCAAUUUCAGGAAGCGCAACAAGGCCAACGGCCUCUUCUGGGAUCAAACCCACAGCUUCAUCCGCAACCAAAACUACAGGAGGUUUGAGCAAACCCCCAACGCGCCCAGCAACUGCAUCUAUUGUGCGAAAGCCUACAGGCAGUGCAACAUCUUCCAGUGCCAGUCAUAGAGCCCCAUCUGCUGCUGGGACUCAUGCAGACGAGAAAAAACCUACCACUACCUCUGCACGACGAGUUUCUCUUGCACCAAGCCAUACCAAUACUUCGAAGACGCCUGGUACAGCAGCUGAAGCCCGGGCCAGGCCUGCUUCUAUGCACGCUACAACUACAACAACCGGAGCAACAACAACCGCAAGAAAACCUGUUGCACCGGCGACAACACCUAGUCAAACUAGUCCAAAGGCUGCGAAGCCUGCGAGUACAACUGCUCCAAAGCCAACGAGUACUUCUACCACUACUACCACUCGCCCAACGCACUCUUCCAAGCCUUCAAUUAGUGCUCUUAGCAGUGGCGGUGCAGUUUCGGAAGCUAGAAAACGUCUCAAUGCUCUCCAAAGUGGUACAUCAACCCACACAGUACCAAAGCCAUCGGUAUUGUCAUCCUCUCGCUCCGUUAGUGGAACACCAUCUGCAACUGCGACUGCGAAUGCAACUGCGGCUGCAUCCACAAAAGAAGUUGAAGAGUUGAAGACAAAAUUGGCGGAGAGCGAAACAAAGGUCGAAGAAUUGAAGAAGGAAAUUACCACAUCACAAGAAAGACUUCUUGAUCUUGGCAAAGCAGCCGAAGAAGAGUCGAAACACAUCUCUGAUGCCGAGGAAACCAUCCGCGCAGCUCACAAUGAACUUGUCGAGAAGCUCAAUGCCGAUCACAAAGCCAUCUUAGAAAGUUUGCAAGCCCAAUUAGUAGAAGCCGAGAAUGCCAAGGCAGCGGCCCAGGAAGCUUCUUUAGCAGCUAUCGAGGAGGCAAAAGAAUCUGCGUCUUCUAGAGGUGCCACUGAGCAUGUGGAAGCUUUAGAAAAGCUAAAGUUUGAACACAAUGCUGCCUUGGAGGCAUUAAACGCUGAGUUAGCGGCCGUCAAAGAUACACAUGUUAGCGAGCACGCAAAUGCUUUAGAAGCAGUCAAUGCCGAAUUAGCUGCCGCAAGAGAAGCAAAUGCUGGUGCUAUUGCUGCAGCUGCUGAGAAAGAGGCUGAAGUCACAGAUUUGAAAGUUCAGCUCGAGCAGGCUAUUGCAGAAUGUGCAGCCGCAACUGAAUCAUUGAAAGCUUUACAAGCCGAGCAUGAUGAGAAAGUCAAGAGCUUGGAAUCGGACUUUGAGUCCAAGGCCAGUAAACAUGCAGACUCUCUGGAAGAGUUGAAGAAAACUUUGGCCGAGGAGCACAAUGCUGCAAUGGAGGCAUUGAAGGCAGCUCAUUUGGAUGAACUUUCAAGAGGAAAUAAUGAUGCUUCUUCAACUUAUGAAUCACAAAUUUCUGAGUUGACCGCUAAACAUGAAGAGAAUCUAUCCGCCAUCCAAAAACAGCUUGAAUCUCAAGCUGGCGAGCAUGCAAGCGCUUUGGAAGAAUUGAAGAAGACUUUGGCCGAAGAGCACACUAUUGCUCUUGAUGCAUUGAAGUCCGCUCACUCAGAGGAGCUCGCAAAGGGCAACACUGAUGCCUCCACUUACGAAUCCCAAAUUGCCGAAUUGACUACGAGACACGAAGAGAGCUUAGCUGCUGUUCAAAAACAACUUGAUGAAGUUCUCGAGGCUCAAAAAUCUUUGGAAUCCGCUCAUGCUGAGAAGGUUGUAAGUCUGGAAAGUGAGGUUACAAGUCUCAAAGAAAGUCUCGAAAAGAGCUCCAUAGCAUUAGCAUUAUCAGAAAAAGAAAUUUCGGAUGCUAAAGCCGAGGCCGAGGCUGUCAGAAAGGACCUUGCAUCUGCACAAGAGCAAGUUGUCGGAUUGACUGCAAAACUCAAUGGCUUGCAAUCUAGUGGAACCGAGUCCGAGUCCGCGCUCGCCGCAGCUAAAGAAGAAUUAGAAAAGUCCAAGCAGGAAGUGAUUGCACUUCAAAACACCUUGGAGCAAUUUGGUUCUGAUGAAAAGAGUAAGGAUGAAUUACACAUUAAGAUCAAGGAGGAGCUCGCAACAACAGUUCAGUCAUUAGACGAGAAAACCAAGGAGAUUUCCGAACUUUUGGAGAAACACGCAUUGGAAACUUCGACGCUCAAUGAGAAGCACUUGAAAGAACUGGAAACCAUUUCGAAUGAUUAUCAAAAGGAGAUUGAUGCAUUGUCAGGAGACUCCGGUAUCAGAGACGAAUUUAACGCAUUGAAGACCAAGCAUGAAGAACUCACCAAGGCUCACGCGGAGAUUUUGGAGGUUCAUCAACAAGACCUUGAGAAGGCAAAACAGAAUCACGCUGCAGCCAUUGUUGAGCUCGAUAAUAAUGAAAAGGCUCAUCAACGUGCAUUGGAAGAGUUGAAGACAAACCACGCCAAGGCAUUAGACGAGGCACACGAUAGAGCUAUAUCUGCUAGUCAUUCUUCUCACUCCUCAGAAUUGCAACAGCUCGAGCAUAGUCAUGCCGUUGCCAUUGCCGAAUUGAAGUCCGAGUUUGAGAAGACUCAUGCAAAGGCAUUGGACGAGGCACACAGCCAAGCAGCUUCUGCUUCCCAAGCCGCACACCAGCAGGAAUUGGAGAAGCUGACUCUUAACCACGCUGAAGAUAUUGCUACCUUGAAGGCCCAGCAUGCUUCAGUUCAAUCAACCCACGAUGAAGCUAUUGCAGCAUUGAAGGCAGAACACGAAGCAAAUCUUACCAACGCCUCAUCGGACGCCGAGAGUCAAAAAGUUGCACAAAAAGCCCAUGAUGAAGAAUUGGAGAAGUUGAAUGAGAGCCAUGCUGCAGAUAUCGCCGCAUUGAAGGCUCAGCAUGCAAACGCUCAGUCAACCCACGACGAAGAGGUUGCUGCCUUGAGAGCUGAGCACGAAGCCAAAUUGGCUACUGCUUUGUCAAGUAUUGAAAACCAAAAAGGUUCUCAACAAGCUCAUGAACAGGAGUUGGAAAGAUUACUUCAGAGUCAUGCUGAGGAUAUUGCUGCUUUGAAAGCCCAACAUGCUAAUGCCCAAUCAACUCACGAUGAAGUGAUUGCCUCUUUGAAAGCCCAACAUGCUAAUGCCCAAUCAACAUAUGAUGAGCAAAUCGCUGCCUUGAGAGCUGAGCAUGAAACCCACUUGGCUAAUGCUUCAUCGAAUCUUGAAAGCCAGAAAGGUGCUCAACAAGCUCACGAACAGGAGUUGGAGAAAUUACUUGAAAGCUAUGCUGAGGAUAUUGCCGCUUUGAAAGCCCAGCAUGCUAUUGCCCAAUCAACUCAAGAUGAAGUGAUUGCCUCUUUGAAAGCCCAACAUGCUAGUGCCCAAUCAACUCACGAUGAAGUGAUUGCCUCUUUGAAAGAACAGCAUGAAACUAGUCAUGCCACUGCCUCGUCGGAUUUCGAGAGGCAAAAGGCGAUUGAAGCCGAGUUGCAAGAUGAAGUCGCCAAGUCCAAACAAUCUUUGUAUUCAGUUCAAGAUGAGUUGGAAGCCCUCAAGCAAGAUUUGGCUGCGGAAAAGAUCGCCAAGGCCAACGCUGAGGCUGAUUUGGAGGCUGCAAGAAAUGUAAAGUUGGAUACUUCCGAACUUGAUGCCUUACGUCAAGAAUUACAAGCUCUCAAGAACCAGCAUGAGACUGCUCUUGCAUCAGCCCAUCAAGAAGCAGCAAUGGCCACUCAAGAGCUCACAGCUAGCAAAUCGCAAUUAGAAACCGCAAAAGCAGAGCUCGAGAAAGAAAAGGCUGCUCUUGAACAAAAAGUUAAGACUAGCAAGGAUGAUUACAAGACAAUGCACGAAUCUAUGACGGAGCUCCUUGAGGAGACUAGCAAAGAUUGUGAAACUCUUGAUGCUCGUUUGAAAGAAGCGGAAGCUCAACUUAAAGUCAAGGAUGCUGAACUUGCAGAAGCAAAGACCAAGCUCUCAACUACAUCCCCACCAAAAACACCAACAUUCGGAGGACUUUUUUCUAGGGGAUUCGCCGACACCGAUGGUAAGGAUUCAGAGGGAACGGGUGAAAGCACAGAUGCAGUGGUUACACCCGAAAGUGAGCAUGAUAAUUCAUCAGCAGCGUUAGCUUCGUUAGCAAAAGCUAGGGUUACUGUUGAACAACUGGAAAAGAUGAAUGAUGAUUUGAAAAAGGAUAAUAUGAGGUCACUAGAAUCAAUUUCAGACGUCUCUGGGCGAGCUCGUAAUGAAUAGGCCUUGACAUAAUAUUAUCAUCCUUUCGUUUCAGAAUUCAGCAACGUUUUUCAGAAUUUCAACCUUUUCCACAUUUCUUGCGCAUCAUGUCUCAGCUCAACUUAUGUCAACUUCCUAUUCAGCAAACUUUUUCUUCAGUGCCUUCUAUUUAUUCUAUGUCGCCGAUAUUUUUCAUCAUGUUUCGACUGUUUAAUUCGACUUUUUAAUGCAUCACCUGCAAACGUUCUUAGUUCAUGGUGGUUUCGUGUCUUGACUUGACUUUAUUUCAAAGUCUAACACAUCGACAUACUUUGCCCGAUACCCGAAAUAUAAAAACUUUCUAUACCCAACUUUACUUUUUGCUUUUCUUUUUUGCAUUAAUUUGCUAGCUUCGAUUCUUGCAUCUUGUCAGUAUUCGCAAAGAUAUAAGCAGAAACUGAAGGCUGGAUGGAUGGAUCUGGUAUCAUCUUUCUUCUUCUUGGGCGCGCUUUUUAAUAAGGAUGAAUUAAUGGAUGUAUGGGUGGAUAGAUGGAUGGAUGGGAUGGGAUGGGAUGGUGGGCUGGAAAGGGAGGAGGAUUAGAUGGGAAUUUGUAUGUGAGGUGAAGUGAAGUGAGUACGGAUGGUGGACAGUACAUGCUUGUUAAGAAUGUAUGCAUGGACUUUUGAGUAAUGAGAAUGAAGAUUUCUGGUUCUAUCAAGUUAUUCGCUAUUUGAUAUUUAAUUCUUGAGUGAUAGGUGAUGAGGUAGUAAUAAUGUGAGGUUUAUGACCGGGUUUCCAAGA